This is a messenger RNA of Serendipita indica DSM 11827, 1044 nucleotides long. Lineage: Eukaryota; Fungi; Basidiomycota; Agaricomycetes; Sebacinales; Serendipitaceae. The record is from the annotation of a GenBank genome assembly.
AUGGUAUCAAACAGGGGCCGCGACUUUGGCUUCAAACGACUCGAAUGCGACCACAGUGUCUUCGUCUACCAACGCGACGGUGUGCGGAUUAUCAUACCUGUCCAUGUCGACGACCUCAUCCUUGCUUCCAAGUCUCACUCCGCAAUCCACAAAGUCAAGGAGGAACUCAAGCAACGCUUCAAAAUCCAUGACCAAGGCCAGACAACCCAGAUACUUGGAAUUCGACUUGAGCGUGAUCGCACAAGUCGCACAAUUGCUCUCUCACAGCCAGCAUACAUACAAAAGCUACUUGAAGACUACAAUAUGACCGACUGUACCCCAUCUCCAACGCCAAUGCCUGAUGGGCUUCGACUCUCAGCAGAAAUGAGAGCGAAUGAAAAGCAUCCCAUACAGAGAGCCGUAGGCCGUCUCUUAUACCUCUCAAUUGCAACUCGCCCCGACAUCUCAUAUGCUGUUGGUGUUCUGUGUCGAUACAAUUCCAACCCAGGAGAACAGCAUUGGAAUGCUGCCAAGCAUGUCCUCAGAUACCUCAAAGGCUCGCAAGAUCUCAAACUCAUCUAUUCUCACCUCUUCCACCGACCUCUUCACUGCCCACAGCGAUGCCGACCUGAGUGGAACCCAGAUAACUCACGAUCCACUGGUGGAUAUGUCCUCUCAGUUGGCUCAGGAGCUGUCAUGUGGGGUAGUCGACUACAAAAACAUGUCUCACUCUCAUCCACAGAGUCUGAAUACACAACAGCAUCUGCUGCGGGAUGCGAGAUAAUGUGGAUGCGCCAGUUUCUUGAAGAGAUCGGCUAUGACAUCUCUAUACCAUCCCCUCUCUACCUCGACAGUGCAUCAGCCAUCCAAGUGGUCAAAAAUCCCGAACACCAGACAACCAUGAAGCAUGUUCACCGUGCAUACAACUGGAUUCGCGAGCGCGUUGAGAACAAGGAACUCCGUGUACAGCAUGUUCCGACCUCUGAAAAUGUCGCUGACAUCUUCACCAAACCCCUUGGUCGCAUCAAGUUUGAAUACCUUCGAGGUAAACUUGGUCUCUCAUGA